Messenger RNA from Monomorium pharaonis (pharaoh ant), 999 nucleotides. RefSeq lists its product as uncharacterized. The transcript has a single exon. Lineage: Eukaryota; Metazoa; Arthropoda; Insecta; Hymenoptera; Formicidae. The record is from RefSeq and is a predicted model, not a curated record. The coding region runs from base 1 to 999 and encodes 332 amino acids.
AUGCCCAACGAACCUCCACCGACGACAACCUGGCACUCCGAAGACCAACGUAGCGAGAACGCGCCUUUUCCCCUCAACACCAUCGCGAGAGACGGGAUAGGACCAACAAUGAUGGAUCAACCCGAUAACCACGCGACGAACCAAAGCGUACCCACGGCCAGCGGCCAACAAGAGAUCGGAGAAAUAAAAACGGUGAGACUUCCCCAGCCUUUCUGGCGCAGUAACCCGGCGAGAUACUUCACCGUCGCAGAAAUGACGUUCGCACUACACCGGAUUACAUCAGACGAAUCGAAGUUUAGGUACGUAAUCAUUAACCUAGACGCAGAUCUAUUAAGUAUCGUAGGCGAUAUAGUCGACUCGCCACCGCCUUCUGGGAAAUACGAAGCAUUAAAACAAAGAAUAAUAGAUAGCCUCUCUGAGUCCCAGGAAACCAAGCUGCGACGCCUCCUCCGAGGUCAAGCUAUGGGCAACGAUAAACCUUCCGUUUACCUACAACGAAUCAGGAAUCUAGCGGGAGGCCAGUGUAACGACAACGUGCUACGCAGCCUUUUUAUGGAGCAACUACCAGAGCACGUGCGAGGAAUCCUAGCAAUCAGCCAGCUGGAUGACUUGAGUACACUCGCCGCACAGGCAGACAGGAUCACCGAGGUAAUGCAUCCACAGAUUUCAGCUCUGAAACAAGAAGCAACAGGAACCGUCGCUCUCUGUACAACCAAAGCAAACAGUGCGAGUUCACCAACAGGACACAACCAAGAGGUACUAGAAUUGAAACAGGCGAUUGAAGCAUUAACCAAGCGCUUCAACCGCGCCUUCCGGGGACGCAGCCGCAGCCGCAGUCGGGGCGGAAACGAUAGGCGAGCGCGUGACCGCUCAACGACACCACACGACGACAAGGAGGAAAAGAUUUGCUAUUAUCACAGAAGAUUCGGUAACAACGCCCGAAACUGUAAGCACCCGUGCUCGUGGGACACGAAACAAGAUACCAAACGGGAAAACUAA